CGUCAGUCGCUUGCGAGGAGCUUUGUGGGGCAGGUGUGUUCAGGUGGUUUUUGCUCUCCAGGUUCCACCGGUUCCAGCUCCAGUUCCGAAUUCGCAUUUUGCAUUUCGCAUUUGCCAACUGUGUGUGCCUUAAACUGCUUUUCCACAACAACAACAACAACUCGAGCCAAACAAUAACAACAUCUUUUUUCCGACGGUCUUCUUAAGGGGUUUUUCUCAAUAUUUUCCCACAACCCCAGUCGACUUUUCAAGACGCGUGUGCAACAAACAAAAAAAAGGAAAAAAACAAACAGAAAAGAAAAUAGAUGACAAACAAAAAAGGCAGACAUUGGCAAGAUUCUUGCUGGCUUAAACACAAUUUAUAAACAGCACCCCAACCACAUCGGAGUUGUAUGCAAAUGCAAAUGCGAAUGCAGUUGUGUCGGUUGUCCACCCCGGAAAAACUUGUGUUCUUGAUUUGCAAAAGUGAUUUCUAAUUGUUUCGACUUCUUGGCUUAACUUGCCUCUAAAAACAGAGGGCCGUGAAAGAGUGAGUGAGACGGAGAAAAAAAAGGAGGGAGAGAAAGCAUAGCGGAGUAUGUCAAUGUCAGUGGCCCAUGUGCGUCUGUUUUGUUAAAAGAAUUUCCUCCGAGUCUUCGAGUUUUUGAGUUUUUGGCCAUGGAUAUUCAAAAAGUCUAGUUUAAUGACGUCACUACUGGAGAUUAUCAUGCGAUCGAAAGCGAUUGCUAGGAAACUUAAUCAGGGCUCCAGUGGCGAAGACUUCGAUCCGAGUGCGAGUGUUGUGCGCCACCACCACCAUCACCACCAUCAUUUGGAUCUGAGUGGCCGGAGUCAAGGGUUCAAUCCGCUGACCGAACCGCUCGAGGAUUCCUUUGCCGCCGCCACCCGCCAUCGUUUGUCACUGCCGGAUUGCGAGGAAGGAUCGCCGACGAGAAGGGAUCACAGGGAUCACAGGGAUCUCCCGGAUCCGGAGCUACUGCAUCAUCUCUCCUCCGAUCCCCUCCAGCAGCAGCAUCAUCAGGAGCAGGGCCAACAACCACCGCCGCCCACGUUGCCACUCGCCGUGGAAUCCUCCGGGGCCGACGGCAUGGACCACUUCUUCAAGGAGCACAUCCUGCACCAGUGGGUGCGCCGGCGCGAUCUCGUCUGUGAUCUGGACAUCCGUGAUAGCGGCGGCGUCUACGCGAAGACGCCGCUCCAACGGGGCACCCACUACGGCCCCUUCCCCAUGAAGCUCACCCACCAGCCCAACGACAAGGAACUGGCCUGGAAGGCCAAUGCUGGACAUUAUACCGGAUGGCUAGAGCCCACAUCCGAUGUGUCCGCAUGGUUGAAAAAAAUUCGAACCGUUCAGGACGAGAGCAUUAUUGGCGAGGCUAAUUUAGAGAGUUACAUUGAUGGCGGUUAUCUGUGGUACGAGACGAAUCGUUAUGUGAAUGCUGGCAGCGAAAUGGUGGUCGACGGCCGACCCAAGAGUCCUGUUCAGCUGAACAAGAGUUUCAUCAACGGCAGCGAGGUCUUCUCAGCCGCCGCAGCAGCCGCUGCAGCAGUAGCCGCAGCAUCCUCGUCGGGAGCGAACAGCGGGGGCGGGGGGAGCUCCCUGCCCAGCGAUGGUCGCAGCGAUCGGGAUAAUGGCUCCUUGUACAGUGGCGACGAAUUCCCCAAGGAUAAGAAGAACUCCUCGCUAAUCAGCCAGGCAGAUAUCGAUUACAAAGACGACGAAAACGGUGUCGACAUACGCUGUGAGGUCUGUGAUAAAGUCUACGAGGAUUUAGAACUUUUGGACGAUCAUCUGGUGGGCACUCAUCAUUUCAAGCAGGACGAAUUCCCCUGCAAACAGUGCACUCUGCGAUUCUGCCAUCGUCCUUUGGUGAUCAAACACGAGGCGAUCUGCCACAAAACCUAUCGGAAAUAUUCCUGCGAGAAUUGCAGCCUGGUAUUUCGUGACCCCUCGAAUCUACAGCGGCAUAUUCGCGCCUACCACGUCGGAGCUCGCUGUCAUCCGUGUCCGGAGUGCGGGAAAACAUUCGGAACUUCUUCGGGGCUGAAGCAGCACCAGCACAUCCACAGUUCGGUGAAGCCGUUCGUUUGCGAGGUGUGCUCCAAGGCGUAUACGCAAUUCUCGAAUCUGUGCCGCCACAAGCGGAUGCACGCCACCUGUCGAACGCAAAUCAAGUGCGACAAGUGCAACCAGAGCUUCAGCACACUCACCUCGCUGACGAAGCACAAGAAGUUCUGUGAUUCCACCGGGCCCGUCUAUCGCAGCCAGCACGUGAAUCGCCAUCAUCCGUAUCAGCAUCCGCAUCCGCACUCGCAUCCGCAUCCGCAUCAGCAUUCGCAUUCGCAUCAGCAGCCGCAUUUACCUGCAACAGCAACGUCCGCGUGUGCUGCACCGAAAAGGGAAUCCUCGGAGUCGUCGCCUUCGUCGAGUGCCGCCGCCGUUGCCGCCAUGUCAACGCCACCGAAUCCCUUCCUGAUGUUCCGCACCGCCCCGCCCUUUUUUCCCGGUUUCCCGCCCUACGCAUUUUCCAACUUCAACCCGCUUCUGUCUCCGAACAUUCCCAUGUUCUUCUCGAAACCUCCCAUGGACUUGGGUGGUGGCCCAGCGCAAGAGGUCACCUCGCCGAACUCCUCCUUCGGCCAGCUGCCCUUUCCCUACGACAAGGUCAAGGACGAGGAGCUGUCCUUCAAGUCGGAGGUGGCGGGGGAGCCGAAGGAGGAGCCCAAAGAGGAGUCCGUGCUGCAUGUCUCCGAUGGCGAAGACGAGGAGAGCCACGACUCGCUGGAUGUAAAGAUGAAGGAGGAGGACUCGAACAAUAAAAUGGAAUCCGAGGAAUCUGAGCAGAAGGAGCAGGAGUCCGAAAGGGCCACCAGUCCCGAUCAACAGCAGGUCGAGGAUGAUAGGAAAUCCAUUGACAUUGUGAGCACCCCGCCACCAACAGACACUCCAUCCGGAGGAGGAGAUGCACCUUUGGACCUCUCGAUCUGCCGGAAGAGCAAGGCGGCGUCGCAUUACCUCAGCGCCUUGAAUCCGCCGGAGCACUACCUGUACAAUCGGUUCAUGCACAGUAGUAGUCUGCAUAACGAUGUCGAUCCGCUGAUGAACUUCAUGAAGUCGCACAGUUCGGCGGCCUCGUCGACGUCGCAGAAAUCCUUCAAGGGCAGCAGUCCCACGCCCACCGCCUCGCCGGGAUUAACGCCCUCCCCAUCGCCGCCCACCAGUGCGGGCGGUGAGCUGAGCAGCACGUCCGACGGCGGAGCGGUAUCCACAGCAGCCAAUACUACCGCUUCAGCGGCUUCAGCCUCGGCGGCAGCGGCAGCAGCGGCGGCGGCAGCGGCAGCGGCGGGAGCAGCGGAGGCCGCUCUGGCGCACUUCCACCAGACGACGCAUCCGAUGAUGCUGGAGGAACUGUAUCGAAGGCAGAUACCUUUUUUAUGCCCAACGGGCGGACGGCCCGCCAUUGAGGCGCUGCUGGCGAAUGCCGCCAAUGCAGUUGCCCCAAAGCGGCCGCUUCCGUCCGUUAAAUUUCCCACGGGCAGCGGCCUGAAAACCAAGGAUCGUUACUGCUGCAAGUUCUGCGGCAAGGUGUUCCCCAGAUCGGCGAACCUAACCCGGCAUCUGAGGACUCACACGGGCGAACAGCCAUAUCCGUGCAAGUAUUGCGAUCGGGCAUUCAGUAUAUCGUCGAAUCUGCAGCGUCACGUGAGGAAUAUCCACAACAAGGAGCGUCCCUUUCGCUGUGAGUUGUGCGAUCGGUCCUUUGGCCAGCAGACGAAUCUCGAUCGGCAUGUGAAGAAGCACGAGUCGGAGGGCAACAACUUCCGGGAUUCCCCGAGUUCCGGCGGAAUGGCCGAACGGGAGGAGUACUUCGAUGAGAUACGCACCUUCAUGACCCGGGUUUAUACACCAAAUAGCUUGGCUGGUAACGAGGGGGAUACCGAGGAGUAUCCGAAUAGCGAUGAUCAGUCGGUGAAUCUGGAGAAGCACACUCGCAGUCUCAACAACAACAACAGCAGCAACAUCACCAACAACAACAACAGCAGCAGCAACAACAAUCCCAAGGCCAUAACAAUAAGCUCUUAAAAGAAAAGAAAAA
Molecule: messenger RNA, 4097 nt
Organism: Drosophila ficusphila
Lineage: Eukaryota; Metazoa; Arthropoda; Insecta; Diptera; Drosophilidae
Product: transcription factor hamlet
Exons: 8
Coding region: 683-4084 (1133 amino acids)
Biological process (GO): regulation of transcription by RNA polymerase II
Cellular component (GO): nucleus
Molecular function (GO): RNA polymerase II cis-regulatory region sequence-specific DNA binding; DNA-binding transcription activator activity, RNA polymerase II-specific
Source: RefSeq, a predicted model, not a curated record